Micropterus dolomieu (smallmouth bass) is the source of this 3472-nucleotide messenger RNA. It is a transcript of the gene acap1, whose product is annotated as ArfGAP with coiled-coil, ankyrin repeat and PH domains 1. Bases 522 to 2933 code for a protein of 803 amino acids. Gene Ontology annotation, cellular component: cytoplasm. Lineage: Eukaryota; Metazoa; Chordata; Actinopteri; Centrarchiformes; Centrarchidae. Gene Ontology annotation, molecular function: protein binding; GTPase activator activity. The record is from RefSeq and is a predicted model, not a curated record. The transcript is spliced from 24 exons.
GAGAGAGAGAGAACGAGCAGUACUCCAGUCUGCACCCUUGGGAAGAAACAUCUUAUUCAUUUGGGAAUAUCGAUAUGUAUUAAUCAGUAAGGAUAGGAAGGAUAGGAAACUUUCUGCAGCAUCCUCUCCCCCGGCACACGGACCAACCUGCUUCUUAUUUUUUACUUCCCGGAUUUAAAGGGUUUCAACGCGACUAACAUCUCCCUGCGUUCAUUCAUAAGCGGUGACAAGUCGCGUUCUGGCUCGGAUGUGCGACAGAGGAGCUUCAGACCAGGCACACGGUGUCCCCCCUUCAAUAGAAAGGAGUAAACAGGGCGAGCUGCGAGAGGAAUACAAAUUGUACCGGUGAAAGAAAACGUCCGACAAGAAGAAUGAGUCGAGCUGCCGAUGUGGAGCGUUAAACCCCGAAAAGAUUUAGUUUGUACUUGUCAGGCCGAUCCUGUCCGCCUCCAGCCCCAAAAGAGGAUUCAGAGGAGUCUACUUUGUUGUUUUUGUGUGUGAUCUACUAACUAAACGGUGGAAUGACAGUCAAGCUGGACUUCGAGGAGUGUUUGAAGGACUCCCCGCGCUUCAGGGCUGAAAUCGAAGUGGUCCAAAGUGAUGUGAGUGAACUCGAGACGCGAUUAGACAAGCUUGUGAAACAAUGUCAGGCCAUGCUGGACGCAGGCAGGGUCUACUGCCAGACCAGCAAGAACUUUGUCAACGGCCUCCGGGAGCUGGGACACCACUGCUCCGGGGAUAAAAUGAUGGAGGAGUGUUUGGACAAAUUUUCCAAAAAGCUGUCCAUCAUCUUGGACGCGCAGGGGGAAGUGAUUGAGACCACGCAGAUGGCAGUCAAGACGAAGCUACAGAACUUUGUCAAAGAGGAUGUUCGCCGGUUCAAGGAUGUGCGCAAGGAGUUUGAGCGCGGCAGUGAAUGCCUGGAGGGGGCGCUGGUGAGGAAUGCUCAGGCCCCACGGGGGAAACAACACGAAGUGGAGGAGGCGAGCAAUGCUUUGCUCAACGCACGCAAAACCUUUCGGGCUACAGCCCUGGAUUACGUCUUGCAGGUUAAUGUCAUUGAGGCCAAGAAGAAGACAGACAUUUUGAUGGCAAUGUUGUCGCUGAUGGAGGCCCAGGCCCAGUUCUUCCAACAUGGCCACCAGUCUCUGUCAGAACUGGACGAGUAUAGGCGAAAACUGAAUGAAGAGCACACACAGUUUGUCCUAAACUCUGCCCGGGAGAAGAGGGACAUGGAGCAAAGACACGCUGCAAUUAAGAAAAAGGAUGUGUCCUACGACGACUCCAUCAUGGAUUUCAAUGCCGACGCAGCUAACGGGAUCGCCAUGGAAGGAUACCUCUACAAGAGAGCCAGCAACGCCUUCAAGACCUGGAGCAGGCGUUGGUUUUCAAUUCAAAAAAAUCAGCUGGUGUAUCAGAAGAAAUUCAAGGACCAGCCUACAGUUGUGGUGGAGGACUUGCGUCUUUGCACAGUCAAGCCCAGUGCAGAAAAUGAGAGACGAUUCUGCUUUGAAGUGGUCUCCCCGUCAAAGAGCUGUUUGUUGCAGGCAGACUCGGAAAGACAGCAGCAGGAGUGGAUUAGCGCCGUCCAAAACAGCAUUGCCUCAGCCUUUCAGGAGCACAGAGAAGACCCACACAGCCCAAGACAACGCUGCAGCUCGGUGUCGGUGAGCAGUUUGGGAGGAGGAGGAGGUGGAGGAGGAGGAGGAGGAGGAGGAGGAGUGGAUCAGGAAAAAGAGGGCUGCAAGGCGCUGGAGGAGGUUCAGGCGAUCCCGGGGAACAAACAGUGCUGUGACUGCGGGGAACCCGGUCCUGAUUGGGCCUCCAUCAACCUGGGCAUCACGCUUUGUAUCGUCUGCUCAGGAAUACACAGGAGCCUGGGAGUCCAUUUCUCCAAAGUACGCUCCCUCACUCUUGACUCUUGGGAGCCAGAGCUCAUUAAGUUAAUGUGUGAAUUAGGAAACACAGUAAUCAACAGGAUUUACGAAGCCCGGAUCGACGAGAUCACCAUCAAAAAGCCCCACCCCUCCAGUCCCAGAGGAGACAAGGAGUCGUGGAUCCGAUCAAAGUAUGUUGAAAAGAAGUUCAUCCAAAAGCUUCCUGAGACCGGCAGGAACCCCAUACUGAGGCGAUCCAGCGGCAGGAGGAACCGAGCGACCACGCAGAUCGGACCGCGACCGCCACUCAAACCCAAACCAAACAGAGCCACUCUGCCUCGGGUCACAGGGCUGAGCCCCAGUGACCUUGUCCAAAAGAACAAUACGGGCUUUCACAAAGAUGUGGAAGAGGAAGAAGAGGAUCUGAGCGGACUUCACCCUGGGGCACUGCUGUACCGCUCGGCAGCCCUGCAGAACUUCCCUGUCAUGGCCGACGCUUUGGCCCACGGGGCUGACGUCAACUGGGUCAACGUGGCCGAGGAGUCCAGUACGCCGCUGAUACAGGCUGUCACAGCAAAUGCCCUGGCGGCCUGCGAGUUCCUGCUGCAGAACGGUGCUAACGUCAACCAAGCAGACAGCAACGGGAGAGGACCGCUUCACCACGCCACCAUCCUGGGUCACACUGGGUUGGUUUGUCUCUUCUUGAAGCGAGGCGCAGACUACAACGCCAGAGACAAGAACCAGAAAGACCCCAUUACUAUCGCUGUGGACAACGCCAACGCUGACAUCGUCACUUUGCUGCGGAUCGCCAAGAUGAAUAAGGAGAUGCGGGAGAUGGACGGAGCCUUCGGACAAUCAGCUGGUCUCAACUGCUUGUGCAGUGUGCCCCCUACUGCAAACUAUGAGGUGAUGAAACCUACCACGACAUCUUCAGAGACUUUUCCCACAUGGCCUCAAACAACCCAGAGAAGCUCAAACGGCGCAGUGCAGAUGCCAAAUCUUAACCAGCCCUCUUCACCCCUUGCUGUAAAAUGCCACAUGUCCCACUUCAGCUGACAUAUUUUCAAACACACACACACACACAUAGAAAACAUGCUUGGAUCCAACUCACAGGCAUGCAGACACACACACAUUCAUUUCCCCUGGCUACCUGCCACAUGUUCAGUUCAGUCAUAGCUCAGCUGGUGUUGACUUCAGAGGGGAUGAACGCUCCAAACAGUGAAUUCUUUGUGUGAACACAUCAGACCACAACAAUUGUGUCCAAGUGGGAACACUGGAUCAGCUUUAUGAGACCAGCAUGAGGUGUCUUUAUGUGUAGCAGGGGGUAACACCAUCACUCUGCCAAGAUUUCCUAAUUAAAUCCUGUUAAUCUUUCUUUUAAGCUUGAAGGGCUGAUUUUAUGUUCUUCUGCCAUUUCCACUGAAUUGUUACAUGAAAAGGAGUGAAAAUGUUUAUUGUAAGUGAACACAGCUGAUGAAGAUUUUUACAUUUGGGACAUUUGUUUUGACACUGUACAUGUGUGUUUUGUUAAACUGUGUGAGGUACGUGAGAUUUGUAUGAUGAUCAAAUAAACCGCAAUGAGUGUGUUAAAGUUA